Molecule: messenger RNA, 1242 nt
Organism: Dichomitus squalens LYAD-421 SS1
Lineage: Eukaryota; Fungi; Basidiomycota; Agaricomycetes; Polyporales; Polyporaceae
Exons: 1
Coding region: 1-1242 (413 amino acids)
Source: RefSeq, a predicted model, not a curated record
AUGGCGCAUCGCGACCACUACGCACCUCACCUCAAGCGCGCCUUCAAUGGAUACUACACGCGCGUUCAGCUUGCAGACGGUGCGACCCUUGCCGGCAUAUUUUGCUGGGUGCGCAAGGCCCCGGAGCGCAAGAAUCUCGUCCUCGUCUGCUACACGCCCUGUGUCCGAUUGCCCACCGCGCCCCCAUCGCAAGCCCCCUCAACUGCCACGCUCGCAGGCUCAAGCACGGGAAACACGACGCUGCUCGGGGACACGACCUCCAGUCUCCCGUACCCAUGCGCGGACCCGCGCGCAUUCAAGUACGAGUUUUACCCCGAGAACUUCGAACUGACCGUCGGGCCCAUGCACCAUCCGCACGCCAGCUUCACCAUCAGCGCGCCCGGGGUGGGCCACAUGAAGGUCACCGUGAACGAGGUCGAGUACUGCAUCUCCGUCCCGGACCGCAACCUGCACGUCCACCUCACGCUCGACGCGCAUGUCCCCUGGGACCCCGCGAAGCCGCGGCGCGGGCCGAUGGGGCGCAUCUUGCACUUGUCGUCGCUGCUCCCGCUGAACUGGCAUGUGCGCUCGACGGCAUCGCGCGCGACAUACGCGGUGGCGCACCAUGGGAAUAAGGUGCGGGGCAUCGGCUUGGCGCAUGUGGAGAACAACUGGGGGGACUCAUUCCCCACUGGGUGGAUUUGGGCUCAGGUGUUCGACGCGCAGCCCCAUGUAGACGCGAGCGGGAGCGUCUACGCGCCGAUUGACAGUGAAGACGUCGCAGGGGAGCCAGGAGAGGACGAAGGCACACGAUCGUUCGCCAUGGCGGGAGGGCAGGCAUUCAUGGGCGUGCAGGCGUACCUGGUAGGUUACCACUCACUGAAAUGCAACUGGGACUUCCGCCCGCCCGUUGCGAUGGGCCUCGGGAGGCUCUCGCCCUUCAUGCACGUCAGGCACGACAGCCGAAGCGGGGCAGUCGAGAUCUGGCUCAGGACUUGGAGACGUUGCUUGGAGGUCGCGAUCGAGGCGCCCCCAGAGACGUUCAUUGGGAUGUCGGCGCCCUUGCCCAAGGGUCACGAACCGGGCUUUGCGCGGGAGAGCUUCCAGGCGACCGUACGUGUGAAGGCGGAGAGAUGGCGGUGGCCGUGGUCGCAGUGGGAGGUCGUUGAUGAGGUCAUGCUCGGACGCACAGCAGAUGGUCUGAGCUGCGGGGCUCUCGAGUUCGGAGGUGCCUUCUACAAGGUUGGCGAGGAUGUCGUGUAG